This is a messenger RNA of Cercocebus atys (sooty mangabey), 1397 nucleotides long. RefSeq names its product homeodomain-only protein. Gene Ontology annotation, cellular component: nucleus. The transcript is spliced from 3 exons. Bases 454 to 675 code for a protein of 73 amino acids. Gene Ontology annotation, molecular function: DNA binding. NCBI's taxonomy places the organism in Eukaryota, Metazoa, Chordata, Mammalia, Primates, Cercopithecidae. Gene Ontology annotation, biological process: cell differentiation; regulation of transcription by RNA polymerase II. The record is from RefSeq and is a predicted model, not a curated record.
AGAUCUACGCUUUGAAAUGAGGCAACAUCCAACUGGAAACCCGCUCAAAGUAAGGAAGUGGGUGAAAAGACUCAGGGUCUCUUUUCUCUUCCCAGUCUUCUCUCAGCCACAUCUCUCUUAUCCGAUCUUGGUGAAGAAGUUUGCUUGGCUAGGAGAAAGGUCAGGGACGAGAAGAUAGUGACGAGAAAGUUCCAUGAAACUCUCAGAAGUCCCAGCCUGAACAUCAAACCUGAAUAACCAGGAGAGACGUAACUUCAGCAUACUUUCAGUGGUUUUCCUCCUGCCCACGCUGCAGGUUUUUCAGGUCCUUGCUGGAGUGUGCGCUCACAGGCAUAAAUAAACGUGCUAUCAGCAGCCUGCGUCAGCCAGCCCAGCUAUUUAAGCAGGCUGGCAUCAGCAAACACUGCUUCCAAACCCAGGGCUUGCCUUUGCCUCUUCCACCGCGCCAGGACCAUGUCGGCGGAGACCGCGACCGGCCCCACGGAGGACCAGGUGGAGAUCCUGGAGUACAACUUCAACAAGGUCGACAAGCACCCGGAUUCCACCACGCUGUGCCUCAUCGCGGCCGAGGCCGGCCUUUCCGAGGAGGAGACCCAGAAAUGGUUUAAGCAGCGCCUGGCAAAGUGGCGGCGCUCAGAAGGCCUGCCCUCAGAGUGCAGAUCCGUCACGGACUAAGGAGAUGGCAGGCACUGACAGCUUCACUCCAUGAAGGCCAUCUGCUGUUUCUCUCCUCUGCUUAACCAAGCUAUUGUGGUUUUUCAGCAUAGUGUUGUAUGUUCCGUUGCUAGCUGUCCUGCUAUUUAACAGUGUUGUAUUUUUUUCUAAAUGUACAUAGUUAGAAAAGAAAAUAACAAUAGGAAGCUACAUGUAUCUUCUGUGUAAAGCAGUGGCUUCACUGGAAAAAUGGUGUGGUUUGCAUUUCCCCUUGAGUCAUGAUGACAGAUGGUGUGAAAACCAUCUAAGUUUGCUUUUGACCAUCACUUCCCAGUAACAAUUUGCUUUCAUAAUCCAUUUGGCAAUCCAGGCCUCUGUUGAAAAGAUAAUAUGAGGGAGAAGGGAACACAUUUCCUUCUGCACUUACUUCCCUAAGUCACUUUCCUUAUGUUUCAUCUAAUACAAUGAUGGUUGAGUUAAAAUACAGAAGGGGUGUUUGAGUAUUCAGAUUUCAUAAAACACUUCCUUGGAAUAUAGCUGCAUUAACUUGGAAAAAAGCCUGUUAGGCUGGAAGACAGAAACUCCAACUGGCAAAAAAGCAAGGAUCUAAGAAAAAAAACCACCAAAGGUCUUGAAUUCACUGUAUUUAAAUGCAUUGGUUAAGUUUAUUUUGCUAAAUAAAGUGAACUACUUUUUGUCUCUAAAAUGAUAUUCUAAAUAAAACCUUAACUUUUUGUUGAAGA